Tilletiopsis washingtonensis is the source of this 915-nucleotide messenger RNA. Its product is annotated as histone 3. The record is from RefSeq and is a predicted model, not a curated record. Gene Ontology annotation, cellular component: nucleosome. The coding region runs from base 356 to 766 and encodes 136 amino acids. The transcript is spliced from 2 exons. Gene Ontology annotation, molecular function: protein heterodimerization activity; structural constituent of chromatin; DNA binding. Lineage: Eukaryota; Fungi; Basidiomycota; Exobasidiomycetes; Entylomatales.
CGCGAAGGCCUCGAGCGGCGCUCGCAUGCCGCCGCCGCACGCCGCACACCGCCGGCCUGCCGCCUGUGCUUCGUGAGGUGCGACGGCUUGGCUGCUGCUGCUGCUGCCGCUGCGCCCGUGCGGCCACUUGCUGUGCUGCCGUGCAUGCGGCGGGCGGCGAGGUGCGCCGCUGCUCUCCUGCCCGCCGUGCGCGUGCCACACUCUCCGCACGCCGCGAGUCCAACACCCCGGCGCACCGCUCCGCCCGCCGCCGCCCUUCAAAAGCACUGCGCCUCGCCUCGUCGCCUCUCCUCUUCCCCACCAUCAUCUACCAAGCUCUUCAGCCUCUCACCCCUCCUCCCACAACUCAUCCAUCAUGGCCCGCACCAAGCAGACGGCUCGCAAGUCGACGGGCGGCAAGGCGCCGCGCAAGCAGCUCGCCACCAAGGCCGCGCGCAAGUCGGCACCGUCGGCCGGCGGCGUCAAGAAGCCGCACCGCUACCGCCCGGGCACGGUCGCCCUUCGCGAGAUCCGUCGCUACCAGAAGUCGACGGAGCUGCUGAUCCGCAAGCUGCCGUUCCAGCGCCUCGUGCGCGAGAUCGCCCAGGACUUCAAGACGGACCUGCGCUUCCAGAGCUCGGCCGUCAUGGCGCUGCAGGAGUCGGCCGAGGCGUACCUCGUGAGCCUCUUCGAGGACACCAACCUCGCCGCCAUCCACGCCAAGCGCGUCACCAUCCAGCCCAAGGACAUCGCCCUGGCGCGCCGCCUGCGUGGCGAGCGCUCGUAGACGCCUGGCGCCGUCGCGCAUCCUCCACGCGCGACUCGCUCUCUCUCUACCUGCUGUACACCUCUUCUCGCGCUCUGCCCUUCUCUCUGGCCACGAUCACCCCCAUGUACGAUUAGCCCCGCCUGCAUCUCGAUUCUCUCUUCACCGCG